Haliotis rubra (blacklip abalone) is the source of this 1851-nucleotide messenger RNA. RefSeq lists its product as uncharacterized. Gene Ontology annotation, biological process: intracellular transport. Gene Ontology annotation, molecular function: GTPase activator activity. Gene Ontology annotation, cellular component: nuclear pore; cytoplasm. The record is from RefSeq and is a predicted model, not a curated record. Bases 1 to 1191 code for a protein of 396 amino acids. NCBI's taxonomy places the organism in Eukaryota, Metazoa, Mollusca, Gastropoda, Lepetellida, Haliotidae. The transcript is spliced from 10 exons.
AUGAUACACAGCAGUAGCACCCAACGGACAGGGAGCAAGGGCAACCGUUACUACACAGACCACUUAGACAGCUCAGUGGUUGUGGAGACUGUCAAAUCCGUCACUGUCAGUGAAGAAGGCUGGGAGGUGGUGUACUGUCAGAGGUCGACGUUGCUCCGAUUUGUGCACGAUUCCAACCAGUGGAAGGAGAGAGCUGUGGGAGACAUGAAGAUCCUCAAACAAGAUGACAAAUAUCGAAUGCUGAUGAGGCGAGAUCAAGUACAUAAAGUGGCCUGUAAUCAUCUGAUAGCUCCCAACAUGAUCCUGUCUCCCAUGGCAACAUCAGAGACAGCCUGGUGCUGGACUGCUCAAGACUAUGCUGAAAACGAGGCAAAGAUUGAACAGUUUGCCCUCAGGUUCAAGACGGAAGAGCUGGCCAGACAGUUCAAGAAGAAGAUUGAAGAGGUUCAGGAGCAGGUCAGACAAACAGAAGCUGCAGCCCCAGCUAAGAAUGCCAACAACUCGGCAACUGAAUCCAAAAGUCAGGAUGUCUCUGUGACAGAGGAAGAAAGCAUUGUGUUUGAGAAGAGAGCUACGUUGACAUAUUUGGAGAAUGAUGAGUUGAAGAAACUUGGAAUGGGCAACCUGAAGAUCCUGUACAUUAAAGAUCUGAAUGGAAACCAAAUUGACAUGGACACAGAUGACAAACUGAAAAUCUGCAACCAUAUCAUUUGCCAGGAACACUCAAUAAGACUAGAGAUGCCGAAGAGAGCAUGUAUGUGGAGUGCCCAAGACUUCUCAACAGACGAGCCGGUCAGGAGGAACUUCAAGGCAUCUUUCAGCUCAGUAGCUGCUGCAGAGGAGUUUGCUAAAUCUUUUAUGGAGGGUGUGAGCUUGGCCCGAGAUUCUGAGUUGUCCGAUCAGACUUCACAUGAAAUGGAUACCCCAGUUAUAUUUUCUCAUGGUGAUGCUACAGGAGGUCAAUCCCGAAUCCUUGUUUGUCAAUCCGAAGCAAGCUCUGCAACCUCAAUGGGUGGCAGUAGCCAAUGUGAGACGAGGAUACAGCCAGGUUAUUGUGAGGGCAGCGAAUCAGCAGCCUCAUCACAAACAGGGGAGGGUGUGUCAGCCACUGAUGCUACCUCUGUUGUUUCAUGUUCGCCUGAGCUGUCUGCUCUCUUAAGUUCAUUCUUAGAGGAAGACCAGAAAAGAUGAAGAAAUAGGAAAGUGGAAUAUGUGUGUGCUAAAUGGAUUCAUAAUUCUGGACUAUAAAUGAAAGAUGUUUCUUGAUGUUUGACAACCUGGUGAAAAAGUUGGUUUUUAGUUUCAGAGCAACUCGUGUACAUACUUAGUUGCUACGCAGUAAUGACAAAUCAUGACAUGUGGUGCCUGCGUCCAUAACUGUGUGUGGAAUGUUUUGAAACUGAACAUGCAGGUACUUUGCCCUUACUGUACAUGCUAAAAAGGAUAAUUAUUUAAGAAUUAUUUACAUCUCUCAGUGUUAUUACAUCAGUGUCUCAAAUGUAAUGUCCCCACAUGGGCACAAAGUAUGAAGCCCAUUUCUGGUGUCCCCCCACCAUGAUAUUGCUGGAAUAUUGCUAAAAGUGGCGUAAAACUAAAAACACCCUCAAAUAUAGAUAAGCAAGAUGUAGUAUUUCAAAUAGAUUCAUUUGUCUUUUAAUAGUUUCGUUCAUUGUCCUUAAAAGAUACAUAGUGCUAGUUCAAGAAUGGUAUAUCUGGCUAAACGUUUGAAUUUGAUACAUAGAAUUAUUGGAAAUUACUGUAAAUAUCGGGUCACCAUCCUUAUUAACAUUUGUACUGCUUUGAAAGAACAUUGUUGUAAAUACAUGAAUAAACAUCCCUGUUGUUACUGUU